AUGAUGAUAGUGUUUUUGUGCAUUUUUGUGUUUAUCACCAACGUGACUGGUAACCAAAAUAAUGACAGAAACAUGAAGAUAAUCAUAGAUAACGAUGCUGGUGGAGAUGAUGCCAUGGCUAUAUUUCUUGCUUUGUUAUACGAAAAACACUUUGAUGGGCCUAAAUUGGUUGGUCUCACAACUGGUAAUGGUAAUACCAUUGAAGACAAUGUAUACGUAAAUAAUCAAAGGAUUCUGAAAGUCGCCAAUAGACAAGAUGUGCCUUUAUAUAGGGGAUCAAAGUCUUCACUGGUGAUAACUCCAACCACCACAAACUUUUUUGGCGAAGAUGGCUUAGGAGAUUGUGGCUUAUACUAUGACGAUUUAGAGCCGGCAAAAGAACAAAGUGCAGUUUCAGCCUUAAUUGAACUUUCGAAGAAGUAUGAAGGAAGUUUAACGGUUAUAACAUUAGGAUCUCUAACAAACGUAGCCUUGGCGAUAAAAUUGGAUCCUGGGUUUCUAAAUAGACUUAAACAGUUAUACGUGGCGGCUGGACAUAUACAUAGUGAUGAAAAUCCAAUGCCCGAAUUUAAUGUACUCACUGACGUUGAGGCAUAUAAAAUUGUAACUCAAAAUGCAACUCCAGAUAAAUUGACCAUCUUUCCAUUCUCCCAAGUCCAGAGUUAUUUAAAUAUCUCUCGGACUUGGAGACAAGAAGUUUUGGGAGCUAUAGACACUGAAGUAAUGAGGGCACAAAAUUUGUUUGAAAAAAUAUCUCUGCAGUGGAGCGACCGUUGGCAAGCCCUCGACCCGGCAGCGGUUGCAGUUGUAAUAAAACCAGACUUAGUUAAAGAAUACAAGUAUUCGAAGAAUGGUAUAAAGACUUGUGGUGAUCAACGAGGCAUCAAUACAAAUGACUUCGUUCCUAUGCAAGAUGCAAAUGUAAGGUUAAUAUAUUCCGUCAAUGAAGAAGAGUAUAAGGAAUUUUUGUUAAAUGUAUUUUCAAAACAUGCAUGA
Parnassius apollo (apollo) is the source of this 996-nucleotide messenger RNA. NCBI's taxonomy places the organism in Eukaryota, Metazoa, Arthropoda, Insecta, Lepidoptera, Papilionidae. The record is from the annotation of a GenBank genome assembly.